This is a messenger RNA of Colletotrichum truncatum, 3483 nucleotides long. Its product is annotated as cytochrome b5-like heme steroid binding domain-containing protein. Gene Ontology annotation, molecular function: oxidoreductase activity; metal ion binding; heme binding. Lineage: Eukaryota; Fungi; Ascomycota; Sordariomycetes; Glomerellales; Glomerellaceae. The record is from RefSeq and is a predicted model, not a curated record. Gene Ontology annotation, cellular component: cytosol.
AUGUCUGCCUUUCGAGACCCUCCAACGCCGUCUCCGUCUCCCAAACCUUCUACAUCCUCUUCUUUAUGGAAGAAGCCACAACAAGAUGUGGUUAAGAGCACGAAAUCAUUGUCGCCACCAUUAUCACCACCAUCAAUCUUCCUCAAAGUGCCCAAGGCACCGGCUGGAGGAAUCAUCACGCCACCGCCAGAAGCUCAGGCGAAAGACCAACACGAGACAGACAACACAUCCUCAACAGUAAUCGACUGCCCCAUUUCACAAGCAAGCUUUCUGCUUGCCCAGGCCUCUCUGGCAACGGCGCUUUUCGGAGAAUCAUCAACGACCGAGUUCCAGUUCCGAAGCUCCGGGUCGCCCCGGACGGGAUCACGAAUACUCCGUAUCGGUAAAGGUCUUGAUGGAUGUUUUAGUCGCACAAGGGGCUUCCUUGGAGGCCAAGAAACGUUACUCCAAAAUCACGUCACCGCUCGCAGCAACGCUUCAUCGCGCUCAGACCAACGUUUGCCACCGCCCUUGGAGGCGUGGGAGUCAGUUCAUGCAGAUUUGCCGCGGUUACUCCGAGCCGGAAGAGUCCGUCAAGCCGUCGACGCUUUGGGCGACGGCGUGUCAGAGGAAACAGACGCUUGGGAUGACUUGGAACAACGUCAUCUCGCUCGAGCGGCGCUUGUGCUAAGCGCGCUGGCCCACGCAUACAUGUUUGGUGAGGAGCAGGGAAAAGGGGAAAACAAACGGUUCCAGCUCCCUGCCCAUGUCCUCGGUGCGUGGGAUAAAGUAUGCAAGGCGUUGGGAAGACCUCUUACUGGGCGGGUGCCCGCCGAUGACGUUCUCAACAAUGCUGUGGGCAAUGACUCCUUCAGCCUCAGCAGUGUCUACUUUGGCCUUCCCGAGGAGCGACUCUCUUCAGGGCUCCAGGGCAGAAUGGAGGCUGUUUUCGCGCCCGCACUCUCUGCCAUGGCCCUCGCACAGAGCGGCGUGCUGGCUGAUCAACCCGACCUGGUCGCGCAUUGCCUAGAGAAUCUGGCGGCGCGCAUCGUAAAGUGCGCCCACGUUUUUGAUGCCAUGACGCCGCGAGACACGACUCGCUUCGAUCCCGUCAUCUGGAUCAAGACAUACCCUGCCAUGGGCCAGGCGGUGACAUCCGGCGAGCUGGGAAAUAGCGGCGUCGAUGUACCGCUGUUCCACGCGCUGGACGCAUUUAUUGGCCGCAAGGACGUGAAGGGUGACUUGAAGGGAAUGCAGAGCGACCGACGGGCAAAAUUGCCAGUCAACAUCUGCGCCUUUUUGGAUGCCCUUGGAAACGAAGCCGGAAGCGUAAGAGAUUACGUUGCUGGUGCAUGUGCUCGGCUACACUAUCUGUCCCCUGAUGAGCAGUCACAGUACCGGCACCUCUCAGCAGCGUGGGAUGGGCUUUUGCAAAUGUACGUCUGGUUCCUAGAGAGGCACCGCGUCAAGGCUGUUGGCGUCACAGGUGUGAGCCUAAGCACAGGGCGACACUCGACGAGCAGUGGUGUCCAGAGUAGUGACCAGGACAAAUGUUUGACGGCAGGGAAGCCAAAGAUGCGACCCGAGACCAUGCUCAGUAUGCAAAUGAAAAAGGGUAUGGCGUCGCGGUUAGGAGGGAGACCACUGUGGCAAGACGCGUAUAUCCAGUCGCAGAGCGUGUACGAAGGCACCGUAGUGGUGACCGUGAGAUUGGAUGCAAAUUUGCCGCUCAAGUCAGGCGAUCGAGUGCAAGUCUGGCCGCCGAGAAAAAGGAAGAAUGUUAAGAGAACAUCUUCGCACCAGCGCCGGUUACGAGGCUCCUCUCCGGAAGACCAAGACGUCUCAUCAGAAGAGGGCGAUGAUGAUGUCGAGCCAAGAUUCUACUCUAUUGCCCGUGUCAUACCAGACACUGAGGGGAGAGGUAUGGCCAUCACCCUGACUGUCGGCCAACACUCGCCCGAGGGACUGGUAUCUUCUUUUCUUAGCAACUCAGCUCAAGGCACACAUUUGCGCCUUCGUCCCUGGCCUUCUCCUCGUUUCCGCCAGCCACGCGAUAUGACCUUGCCACUGGUGUUAAUUGGCCAGGGCAGCGGUAUCGGCCCUUUUGUGGGAUUUCUACACGAUCGGGUGGCAGCGAGACAUCGGCUAGACGAUACCCAAGACGACAUGGGUGAGAUGGGCGAGGUUCUCUUCGUGAUUGCUGCCAAAACACUUCGUCAUGUCCCCUGUCCCCUCGACAGCUUGGAGGAACUGACCAAGGCUUUACCAUUGACCAUCAUAUUGGCUCUCAGCCAAGAGACACACCAAAUGAUCCGCAGCGGAGUCUGGACUGAACUACCCCAGGGGGACCGUCACGUAACAAGCCACUUGCUAGAGUACCGGGACUUUGUCCAGCGGCUCGUGAAAGAAAAGAACGGUCAUGUUUUUGUCUGUGGUACCUCCGAAUUUGGUGCUACAGUGAUGAGCGACCUUGGACUGGACCAAACCCAACAGCAGCAGCAGCAGCGGCAAAAACAACAAGCAAAAGAUUUAAAUGACGAGUCCUACAAUAACAACCGCACAAAAAUACCCUCACCUCCCGAUCUUUGGGACCAAGUGCACCAAGAUCUCUUUAAUGCGGUGAAAAAACCUUUAAUCUCACGGUCGUCUUCCUCCCCUUCCUCCUCUCCAACAGACCUCAAAACCCCCGUCAUCAGUCUCUCCGAGCUUGCAGCCCACAAUUCCAUUACUUCAUGCUGGAUUGCCAUCGACGGUAUCGUCUACGAUAUGACGUCCUUCUUGACCACCCACCCGGGCGGACCAAAAACGCUUCUUGAGUCAGCGGGCACUAUCGCCGAUGCUCGCUUUGCAGAAACGCAUGGCGGGCCCCACGUUCAAGAGAUCAGAGGUUAUCUCCAGAGAUAUACCGUUGGGCGUCUGUCCACAGUUACUGCCGACUCUCCUGGCACGCAGAUGACUACAUCAAAGAUCAUUGAUGCCCUAGUAAAGAUGCAGAACGCUCUCACCAACAACGCCACUUUUGAAGCAAGUCGUGGACCGGUGCCCUUGUACGUGUACCAGGAUGCCCUGCUCGUCUUUGCCGAUGGCUUAGACGGUGUUGCCGGCAUCCUGUCAGACGUUUCCAGUGACGGUAUCUCCUCUGAACUUAGAGAGACCAUUUUAAAGACACAGGCGCUGUUGCGAAGGGCCUUUACGGUUCUGAAAAACGGUUGCAAGGGUUUUCUAGUUGCUGCUGGCUCCAAGGGCGCCCGCUCCCGGUCCUCAGCGCUGCUUGACGAGAGUGAGGAUCUCAUCCAGAGGCUAUAUAGGGAACCUAUUCAAAAGGUGCAUUCGGCUAUUGAUGCUUGUAAGAAGGAUUUGGGUGAGAUGAAGACCGUGACCAACGCGGACUGCAGUUGCAAGAAUUAUAAUGUCCAUGAAGACGAGAACGCCCAGGUACUGAGAUGUGCCUUGGAUAAGUUUUGCAUUAGCCUAGCAAGCGUCGCUGAGGAUUUGCUCUAUUAG